AUGUGUUUUUUGUUUAUUUUGCUAGAUUGCCCCCCUCCCCUCAAUUUUGUUUGAAAAGUAGAGGUAGGCUACAACUUGAGUUACUCCUUGGUCAUUUGUAAUUGUUUUGACUUGUUACAAGUGCUGCUUGGUACUUGGUAGGGCGGGGAUGGAGUUGAAGUUGAUUCUGAUUUGAGAAUGAGACUGAUAUAGAUUGAAAUGCUAGAGACUGAGAGUUGAGCUCCUUGUCCUUUCUUCGGUCUGUCAUCUAGCAAAAAAAGAAAAAAAGAAAAAACUUAAAGCAUUAUUAUAAAAGGCAUUGAAAGGCCAAAAUCUGAAACUCAUUAACUUCCUAGGGAAGCAAAUGUUGAUGAGAGCUCCUCCCUCGUCUCAUGACUGAGCAGACCAAGCAAGAAGAGUGCAAGACUAAACUUUUAAAAGAUAUGGAUAGAGAGAUGGAUUUGAAUUCGUUACGCUGUGACUGUGAUUGUUUUGACGAAGAGCUUAAUGCAGAAUGUUUAUUAGAAGAGGCAGAGUAUGAUUCAGAGUCAUCAGAUGUCGUACGGGUUAUAUAUGGCAACAAUGGCAAUGCUUUGUUUGAAGAACGCUUAACAAUGGCGGCUAAUCUUGUUGGUAUGGCCUUUAUACCCUACUAUGAUCAUUUGAUGGGGAUACUGAAGACAAAUCCUGAACUAGCAAAAACGGCCAAAGGCAUUUUCAAGCAGGUGGCAUGGGGAGCUGCAGGUACAGUGGCUGGAGCAGCAUUUGGUGGACCUUUUGGGGCGAUGGUUGGCGGAAUUGCUGGGUCAAUGCUUGGCUACAGAAUGAGUGAUGACUACCAGUCUCUCAUUGACGUUCUUCAAGACCUUACAGAGGAAGACAAAGAGGAGCUUGUGAAGAGAGUGCAGGAGCUGGUGGGAAGCUCAUCAAUAGAGGCUUUGACCCGCUAUAUUGGAACUCAAGCCCAGCGGUCAGCUUUGCUUAAUUUGCUCAGGUCUGCUGCAACAGACCUUGGCAAGGGAGGAUAACCCGCUUUUUGCUUUUAAAAAAUUGUGUGUGUUGAGUUUUUGUUGCUUUUUUUACUGUACUGUUGAUGAGGAGAUAAUUAAGUUUGUGUUGCCAGGCUAAAACAUGAGAAUACAAUUUUUAGUGUAAUGUAGGCCUACUUGGUAUACAAAACUAUUGAAACUUGGGCGUUUCUCUAUUCAUGUUUCCAUACGAGGGACAUACCCAAAGUGUUUUUUUUACCUGACCAUAAAGGAAUAAAGGCAGAAAGCUGAAAUUUGGCACUAACCUUAAUCUUUC
Messenger RNA from Aplysia californica (California sea hare), 1284 nucleotides. RefSeq lists its product as uncharacterized. Bases 372 to 1007 code for a protein of 211 amino acids. The record is from RefSeq and is a predicted model, not a curated record. The transcript has 4 exons. Lineage: Eukaryota; Metazoa; Mollusca; Gastropoda; Aplysiida; Aplysiidae.